Messenger RNA from Aspergillus calidoustus, 450 nucleotides. The record is from the annotation of a GenBank genome assembly. NCBI's taxonomy places the organism in Eukaryota, Fungi, Ascomycota, Eurotiomycetes, Eurotiales, Aspergillaceae.
AUGUCUUUCUUAGUGCAUAAGUGGCGACUCUUGAGAGACACGUGCCAGUAUGCAUGCGAUCAGGCGCAGGUUGCCAUGCUACUACACAUUUUGGAUGCCAGCACUUCUCCCUUCUUGGUUACUUGCCUGAUUGAUGGUAUGGUUCGGGCUGGGGUUGAGGUACACGACAAGUACAGCCGGUUCAUAGGUCUCCGGAAAACGCUUGAGCACGGAGCUAAUUCCAUGCCCUUGAACGAGGAUUGUCCCUUCGAAAAAAGUGCUAUUGUCACCAUGGAAAGAAUAAUGAUCAAUAACAACCAACCUGACUAUGCCGGGGUAUUUAAUGACCGUGGAGAGUUCAAAUACGGAGGCUUUGGGGAUGAAGAAUCUGAUGACCUAGAGUCUGUAAAUGGCACGGGGUAUGACGCGGACUCUGAAGACUACACAGAGUUGGAUGAUAGCGAUUGGUGA